Molecule: messenger RNA, 2477 nt
Organism: Hyalella azteca
Lineage: Eukaryota; Metazoa; Arthropoda; Malacostraca; Amphipoda; Hyalellidae
Gene: Gmd
Product: GDP-mannose 4,6 dehydratase
Exons: 9
Biological process (GO): GDP-mannose metabolic process
Molecular function (GO): GDP-mannose 4,6-dehydratase activity
Source: RefSeq, a predicted model, not a curated record
CAACCAGGUCUAGACAGAAUGGCUGAAGCUAAGGAAUUAAACAAGAAAAGUGGUAGUCCUGAAAAAACGGUGCGACGGGCGCUUCUCACGGGCAUCACAGGGCAGGAUGGGUCGUACUUAGCUGAGUUACUGCUGAGUAAAGGAUAUGAAGUUCAUGGGAUCAUCAGACGUUCCUCAUCGUUCAACACCGGUCGCAUUCAUCACUUGUACCAAGACACCAAGUCCCACAGAGAGGGAGCCAUGCACUUGCACUAUGGCGACCUCACAGACUCCACGUGCUUGGUCAAAAUCAUCUCCAAGGUCCAGCCGCAUGAAAUUUACAACCUUGGUGCACAGAGCCACGUCAAGGUGUCUUUUGACCUGGCCGAGUACACUGCCAAUGUGGACGCUCUUGGGACCCUGCGUCUGCUAGACGCACUGCGCACUUGUAAACUGGACAAAACCGUCAAGUUCUACCAGGCCAGCACGUCUGAGCUCUUCGGUAAAGUUGUCGAAACUCCACAGAAAGAAACCACGCCCUUCUAUCCCAGAUCUCCUUAUGGUGCCGCUAAACUGUACGCGUACUGGAUCGUCGUGAACUACAGGGAGGCGUACGGCAUGUACGCGUGCAACGGUAUCCUCUUCAACCACGAGUCGCCGAGACGUGGCGAGACGUUCGUCACGCGCAAGAUCACGCGCUCCGUUGCUAAGAUCCACCUCGGCAUCAUGGACAGCUUCGAGCUGGGCAACAUUGACUCAAUGAGAGACUGGGGGCAUGCCAAGGAUUAUGUCGAGUUCAGCUAAUUACUUGUACAUUGAACAUGAGCUAAUUGGUUUCAAACAGGCGAGGUGCACUCCGUCAGGGAGUUCGUUGAGGCCGCCUUCCAGGAGAUCGGGCGUUUAAUAGAGUGGCGAGGCAGCGGCGACACGGAGGUCGGGGUGGAGAAGGGCACGGACGUGGUGAGGGUGCGUGUCAACCCCAAGUACUAUCGCCCUGCCGAAGUGGACUACCUACAAGGCGAUGCUUCAAAGGCCUUAAAUAAGUUGGGCUGGAAGCCAACCACUACAUUCAAGGAGCUCGUGAAGGACAUGAUGGCGAGCGACAUCGAGCUCAUGUCAAAGAACCCCAACGCAUAAUCUCGUCCACUUCCUCUGCCAUGGCGAGCGUGUCUCGUCUUAACGACCAAGUUCUGGAUACGCAUAAAUCGCUACGACCAUCGUAACUUCAGGGAGGCUUCAAAAUUUGAUUUUAUUCCAUAAAUUAGACAUCUUUAUGUAAAACUCAAGCAGGGUAAUUAACACAAGAUGUGUCUCGUCAUAACGACCAAGUUCUGGAUACGCAUAAAUCGUUACGACCGUCGUAACAUCAGAAAGGCUUCAAAAAUUUGAUUUUAUUCCAUAAAUUAGACAGUUUUAUGUAAAACUCGAGCAGGGUGAUUAACAAAAGAUGUGCAAGUUCAACAACCGUGUACUGAAAGUGUGUUGCACUAGUGAUGAGUGUUGCACGAUCAAGUGAACGCCAUAUCCUCUCACCACGUUCCGACUCUCUACGUUCACCAUUCGAUAGUAUUACACUAUUCUGACUCAAUCAUGGGCAUGUUGGUUUUAUCUCAUUAUAUCGUUAUUAUAUUCCGCUGAAUCUCGGAACAUUAGAACCAAACAUCAAAAUAAAGAUGUUUCUUGCAUAGGCUACUUUACUUACGACCAUGUAAGUGAAUUGAAUUUUAGUGAGUUUUACUUUCAAAAAAUUUCUAAAGCAAUAAUAUAUAACCACAUGCUGCCAUCUAUCUUCAUUCCAUAUAGUGUUUAUGAAACGAUUUGAUGAAAAUUUUUAACACAUCCAUGGCGUAUUGCAUCACAAUCAAUGUUUUAUUGAAGUGCACAACAUUCCAAGACGAAACAAUCGGGUUCCUGCAGCUUCUAUGGGUAAUAAUUUCAUAUUCAUAUUGUUUUUUGUACUGAAGGUUUUUCCCCAUUUUAUUUGUAUUAUUGGUUUUAUGUUUGAUGUUACGAUGUUGCAAUGCCAUCCAAUUUUAAGCUUGUAUUUUAUUCGACUUUGUGAUUUAAAUUACUUGUCUUAGUUUAUUCGUUGAUACAAGCGUGCGCUUCAUCAAGGACACUUUUAUUAGGUUCAAUGAAGUUAUUCAAGCAGUGAGAAAUCGCAUUUCAGUUCUUUGAAAGCUCAAGUUGAAUAUAGAUAAAAGCCAGAUCUCCUACAAUGUUUGGAGUUAGCAGUCGGAGCGCUCUGAAUACCUUCAGAAUUAUCUUUCUUCUUUCCUUGCUAAGUUGCUACUAAUCUUUGCUGGAGAUCUUUCCUAACAAGGAUCCGUAGACAUCACCGUCGCCUUGUUGGAGCAGAACUCCCUUAGAAUUUCAAGAUUGUAGCCAUCAUCCAAGCAUCAAUGGUUAGCUUGAUGAUCAUCUUUCGCUAAAAGUGCCAGUUAUUUUCAUGCAUGUUGCAAUUUUUUUGCACCAUGGAAUGAGCUUCUACCCUGAAU